This is a messenger RNA of Lingula anatina, 2503 nucleotides long. RefSeq lists its product as uncharacterized. Gene Ontology annotation, cellular component: nucleolus. The record is from RefSeq and is a predicted model, not a curated record. Lineage: Eukaryota; Metazoa; Brachiopoda; Lingulata; Lingulida; Lingulidae. Gene Ontology annotation, molecular function: GTP binding.
CACGUUUUCCGCUAGCUGAAAGCACUUACUAAUACAUGUAGUAUAAGUAAUAGAAAUAACAUAAAAUUACACAGAUAUAUCAAAGUAAUAGGAAAAUCAUCAAAAUGGGUAAAGCAAAAAAAGCAGGAAAAGCUCCCAAAAAGGGAGAUGGAAUAAACAGGGCCAACCACAGCAUGAAUCCAGAUCGAGCCAAAGGUGCAGGAGGUCAGAACAUGAGGGACAGAGCUACCAUAAAGAGGUUACAGAUGUACAGAAAUUUUAAACCCAAAAGAGACAAACAUGGAAAAAUAACCAAGCCAGCACCAUAUCAAUCCACCCUUGCAUCUGGUACUGUGGCCAGGGUUGAGCCAAAUAGAAGAUGGUUUGGCAAUACUAGAGUAAUAACUCAGAAAGCUUUACAGUCUUUUCAAGAAGAAAUGGGUAAAGUUAUGAAAGACCCAUAUAAAGUUGUCAUGAAACAGACUAAGUUACCCAUCACCCUCCUGAAUGAAACUGCUAAGCAUGCUAGAGUUCAUCUCCUGGAUACAGAACCAUUUCAGUCUACAUUUGGGCCGAAAUCUCUGAGAAAAAAACCUAACAUUAAAGCAGUGGAUGUACAGAGUCUCCUUGCUGCUGCCCAGUCAUCCACAGACAAGUAUGAUGCAGAAAAGGACAGAGACUUGGAUAUAGAGGACACUGGUGUGAAAGAAGAGGCCAAGGAACUGGUCUUCAGGGCAGGGACUUCCAGGAGGAUUUGGAGUGAACUGUACAAAGUUAUAGAUUCAGCCGAUGUGAUACUCCAGGUUUUGGAUGCUAGGGAUCCUCUCGGCACCAGGUGUCGCCAGGUGGAGGCCUACCUUAAAAAAGAAAAGCCACACAAACACCUCAUUUUUGUGUUGAACAAGUGUGAUCUUGUGCCAACAUGGGUUACGAAAAAAUGGGUUGCUAUUUUGUCAUCUGAAUACCCCACGUUAGCUUUCCAUGCUAGCAUCACCAAUUCAUUCGGCAAAGGAGCUAUGAUUAAUUUGCUAAGACAGUUUGGAAAAUUACACAGUGACCGCCAGCAGAUCAGUGUUGGAUUUAUUGGCUACCCAAAUGUGGGAAAGAGCUCAAUCAUUAACACCUUGCGUGCCAAGAAAGUUUGUAAUGUGGCUCCCAUUGCUGGAGAAACAAAGGUGUGGCAGUAUGUGACACUGAUGAGAAGGAUCUUCCUCAUUGACUGCCCAGGUGUGGUAUACCCACAGGGGGACACCGAGACAGAGAUAGUGCUGAAGGGAGUGGUUCGUGUAGAGAAUAUAAAAAGCCCAGAAGAUUACAUCCCAGCAGUUUUGGAAAGAGUGAGAAAAGAGUAUGUGGCUAAAACAUACAAGAUUGACACCUGGACUACUGCAGAAGAGUUCCUGGAAAAAUUAGCCCAAAGAUCAGGCAAACUGCUCAAGGGUGGAGAGCCAGAUUAUUGUACCGUAGCUAAAAUGGUCCUGAAUGACUGGCAGAGAGGAAAACUUCCUUACUAUGUAAGACCCCCAGAAUCAGAUGAACCAAGAAAUAUGAAUGAUAAAUUGGAAGUCCCAGAAGCAGCUACAGAGGCACAGGAAGCAAAUGCUCAAGAUGCUGCAUUGUCUACUAAAGCUCCUAUCCCUAAUGGUGAAGAUAUGGCACAACCUGCCAAAGUAAAAGUACACGUUCAAGUGAGGCAAGAUUUCAGUAAGAUAAAUGUAGAACCAGAGUUUGAGGGAGAAGAUGUCCAACCUCUAGAACAAGAUGAAACCUUUAAUGAAGAGAAUACAGAAUAUGAUGACAGUGAAUCAGAUGCAGAAAUGACCCAUAAUGAACUCCCAAGUAGUACAAGUGAUGUUUUAUCAGAGAAGAUGACCACGUCUAAAACUGAUGAUACUGCUUCAGUUGAAAAGAAGGCAAAGAAAGAUAUCGAGAAUGUGAAUGAUAAAUUAAAGGAAAGUUUGACUGAAUUAGACACUGAUUCAAAUGUGAAAUUGGGUGCCAAGACCAAAAGAGGAAAGAAAAGUACUGUCAAACAUAAGGUCAUAAAACUGGAACAGAAAGUUGUCCCUAUAAAGGAAAAAAGCAGUUCAGUGAAAACUGCCUCUAAAUACAAGAGCAAGAGUGGGACAUUUGUUGUAACUCCUCAGGAUUCUGGAUUUUCCAAAAAGAAAAGUACUACUAAUGCAAAAGGAUUUGUGGAAUAUGUCAUGACAGAAAAAGAUGCUGUGACUUGCGUAGAGAUGACCCCCUCUGCAGCAACAAAGCCAACCAGUAAAACUGCAGGGAGGAAGAGAAAGAGAAUAAACUGCGCAGAUUCUGAAGAAGAGGAUAUGGAGGUGAAAAUGUCAGGAAAAGAGAGAAGAAAACUAGAAAGAGCAGAGAAGUCGAAGAAGAUUGGAGUUCAUUUCUAUUCAUAUGCCAAUGUUAAGAACAGGAAUUAUUCAAAGAAAACUGAUAAUGAUGAAGAGCAGGGUGUGAAAACAAAAAAGAAAAGGAAGCAUUGAUUAAUGAUAAAACUGCAGUU